Molecule: messenger RNA, 2294 nt
Organism: Pocillopora verrucosa
Lineage: Eukaryota; Metazoa; Cnidaria; Anthozoa; Scleractinia; Pocilloporidae
Product: RNA-binding protein RO60-like
Cellular component (GO): ribonucleoprotein complex
Molecular function (GO): RNA binding
Source: RefSeq, a predicted model, not a curated record
GGUUAAACUCACUCAGCCCCGUUGCCGCGUCAGCCAUUACACCUUGCUAAGUCAAAGAUCUUUACGUCUGAAAGAAAGAAAAUAUACCUCUCUAGACACUUUUAGACCGAUAGCAGAGUGAAAAAACAUACGUAAGCUCGGUCCGUGUGCAUUUAGUGAACGAAAGUGAAUUAAAAGGCUCGUGAAACUGAGUACUUGACGAAUAAAGGAACAAAGGCGGAAGUAUUAGAUUCAUGGCUGAACAACAAGCUCCUCAGGAUGUGGAAAUGGCGAAUGACCCCUCAGAUACGCCACAAUCGCAGCCGAUAGCAGCAAACCAAGUACAGAAUGAAGCUGGUGGUUUUGUAUGGCAAGUGGAUGACUUAGUGCGGUUUCGACGCUUCCUCGUGCUUGGAAGUGAAGGCGGAACGUACUACGCGUCGCAGCAACAACUUGGGCAAGAGAACGCUCAAGCUUUAAUGCGACUUAUCGCCCAAGGUAGGGGACCCGAAGCCGUAAAAAUUAUAGUCGAAUACAGCACACAGGGUCGUACAGCCAAGCAAGACCCGAUAAUUCUAUCUUUGGCCUUGUGUGCUCGAUCGAAGCACAUGGAAACCAAACGCGCUGCUUAUGCCGCCCUCGGCGAAGUAUUGCGAAUUCCAACGCACCUCUUUAACUUCGUGGAGAUCUGCGAGACCCUAAGCAAACCAUCGACUGGCUGGGGCAGAGCACAUCGAAAAGCAAUUCAAAAAUGGUACAAUGGGAAGAAGCCACGCGGUCUUGCAGUGGCCGUAACCAAGUACAAACAGCGCAAUGGCUGGUCACACCGGGACCUGUUUAGACUUUGCCACGUAAAACCGACCGAUCCAGCUAUUCAAUUUGUUGUGAAAUAUGUGAUUAAAGGAUUUGAUGCUGUUAAAGAAGAUGCUGGGAAGGCUGGAGUUAGUCAGGAUGUUACCUCUGUGUAUACCUUUUUAGAAGGGGUAGAACAAGCCAAGACAAUGAGUGAAGACGAGUUGGUCAGCGCCAUUCCAAGGCAUGGGCUGGUGAGGGAACAUAUUCCCACAAACCAUCUUAGCUCCAAAAAGAUCUGGGAAGCACUCCUUGAAAAUAUGCCUAUGACAGCCAUGAUCAGAAAUCUUGGGAAAAUGACGAGUGUUGGUGUAUUAGCCCCUUUGACAGAUGGAAUGACCAGAGUCUGUGAUAAGUUGAGGGAUGAGCAGAGCCUCAAGAGUGCGCGUGUUCACCCAUUCUCCAUCCUUCUGGCUCUGAAGCAGUAUCAAGCAGGUCAAGGAGACAAAGGGAAGCUUACAUGGCAACCAAAUCAAGCAAUUGUUUCAGCUUUGGAUGAAGCAUUUUACAUUGCAUUUAAGACUGUUCAACCCACCAACAAGAGAUAUCUUCUGGCUAUUGAUGUCAGUGGCUCCAUGUCUUGGGGGAACUGUAAUGGUACAACCAUCACCCCAAGGGUUGCAUCUGCUGCCAUGGCAAUGCUAACAGCCCGCACAGAGCCACAGUAUCAUUUUGUAGGCUUUUCACAUCGUUUGGUGCCUCUUAAUAUUAACUCCACUCAGAGACUUGACACAGUUUUAAGAACCAUUGAACAGGUUCCUAUGGGAGGUACUGACUGUGCACAGCCUAUGUUGUAUGCCAAGGAAAAUAACCUUAAGGUUGAUGUGUUUAUUAUUUACACCGACUGUGAAACAUGGGCAGGACCAGUGCAUCCCAGUGAGGCUCUCAAGCAAUACAGGGCUCAGUCUGGUAUUGAUGCUAAGCUCAUUGUCUGUGCAAUGACAUCCAGUGGAUUUACUUUGGCUGAUCCAGAUGACAGAGGAAUGCUCGACAUGGCUGGGUUUGACUCUGCUGCCCCCGACAUCAUCAGAGAGUUUGUGCUGGGUCUCUAAACACUAAUGUGUAGCCAGUCUUAUUGCCUCUAUAUUUAAUAAAACAUUUUAGAUUUAGACUUUUCAGGCCCACUUUCAACAUGGUACAGGCUAGUUUUAUUUUAAGCAAUGUACCUGUUUUGAAUUGUUUACUCAAGACUUUAGAUUGCAGUACCAUAAUGGUAAAUACAUGUAAAGUUGUUUUUCUAUGCAUUCAACAUAUCCAUGGAACUCGUAUACAUAAUUUGGUAUUGUAUGGUUUUUCCUUGUAUUAUAUUCAUUGGUAUAAUUAGCAAUGAUCUGUGGUAACAAUGAUAGUCACCUUGAUCUUAAUCCCAAGAUCAAGAGCCUUUAUCUUAUAUUAACUCCAUAUGUAGUCGAACACUUAAAUGCCACCAUUCCCUUCACUUGUUUUCUUAGUAAUGAGCACUA